This is a messenger RNA of Cuscuta campestris, 551 nucleotides long. The record is from the annotation of a GenBank genome assembly. NCBI's taxonomy places the organism in Eukaryota, Viridiplantae, Streptophyta, Magnoliopsida, Solanales, Convolvulaceae.
AAAAAAAAAAAGAAAAGAAAGAAAUCUGAUCAGUUUGGUUGAGAAUAAGAUCAGAUCGGGGCGUACUGAAGAAGAUGUGCUGCAGCGGCGAAGAUGGAGAUUGCAGGCCACUGGGCUUCCUUCUGGGCUUGCCUUUUGCCUUCGUCUCCCUCAUCAUCUCCCUCGUCGCCAUACCCAUCUGGAUCCUCGGGUUGGCAUUGAGCUGUUUGUGCCCAUGUUGUCUUUGCGUGACGGUGGUGGUGGAGUUGGCGUUGGAGCUCAUCAAAGCCCCUUUCAAAGUCAUGAAAUGGUUCACUUCUAAGAUCCCUUGUUGAUUUUCUUUCAUCUUCAUCACCCCUGCCCUCUUUCUUUUUCUUCUUUUUUUUUAGUGGAUUUGUUAAUUAUAAAUGUUAUAUUUGAUGAUUUUGUUGAUUGUUUAGGUUUGUAUUUUAUUAACCAAUCACCAAAAAAAAUUUAAGGGUAUUAGUAGAAUUUAUGUAUAGUAAUGUAAUGCUAAUCAGUUUUAUUGUUAGUUUUUUUUUGCUUUCUUCAAAUAAAGAUAAAGUCUGUUG